CUCUCCCACAAAAAAUUGUUUACUCCCAAUUGACACUGACCGUGACAAGGAUGUUCCAGUAAGAUAUGAAGAAUUUAAAAUUCUCCUUAGAUGUAAAUUCAGAAGUAAAAAUAAAAUCGGCUACAAUGAUAUAGAACGACUGUCCUCUGUUGUAAAAACCUACCAUGAUGAUCAUAUAGUUUCAAAUGAGGUUUCGGAUGAAAAUGAGGUUCCAGAAGUUCUAGAUAAAUAA
Molecule: messenger RNA, 232 nt
Organism: Racocetra fulgida
Lineage: Eukaryota; Fungi; Glomeromycota; Glomeromycetes; Diversisporales; Gigasporaceae
Source: the annotation of a GenBank genome assembly